CUAACUCCUUUGCUCCAUUUUAAUAAGUGGGCUUGUGAUUUUCUACUCUGGCUCUCCCUCUUUUUGGUCGGUGUGGAAUUGGAUUCUCCUCCACCAGCGAGAUAAAGUUUUGGUUUUCUUGUUCUUUCUGAGUUUUUUUAUGCUGUCUUUACCUUCUUCCUUUGUGCACCUUAGUGCUUGUAAAUAUUCAUAUCAGGACUUGGGGUUUUGUGAGUUUAUUUUUUAUAGGAAAAUAUUUUGUGGGGUGAUUUAGGAUCUUGUCAGGUUUGUGAAAGAUUUUUUUUCUUCUAUUUUUUCGCAGUUGGUUUUUUCCAUCUCGUUCGUCUGAAUUGCCUGGAAAGGUUUGUAGUUCCUUGUGAUAAAAAGCUAAACAGAUAGACACAAGGGAUUUCGAUAUGAAAUUCUGAUUAGUAAGGCCGGUUGAAGGGGAAAUUUUGUUUUUGUUUUUUUUUUUUGGUUUUUGUGAAGGCAGUCCUGUGAUCAGUUAAAUCUCAGAAAGGUUGGGAAACCGAUAUCUUGUGAUCGGAUCUUUCGGAAAUUUGUUCGUCAUUUAAUAGACUUUCUGAUAAAAAUAGUUUUGUUGAAGGGAAGAUCACAUUGCCACUGCCAACCACAAUUCAAGGAGAGAAAAAGUCAAAAAAACCUUUUCCUUUACAAACAGAGGCUAUCAAAAUUUUCCUGUAUUCUUGAGAGUGGAUCUUUUGGCCGGACGUUUACAUCAAAUUUCAGUUUAUGCACUUUUUGAAGAGGAGAGAUAGAUGAGAUCUUAAGCAUUCUGUAGAUAACUUCUUAUGGCAAAAAGAUCACAAAGGCGUCCUUCAAGAGCCCAAGCAGGUUGCAUAUGGAGUUUAAUCAGCAUAUUUGCAUUCCGCAAUGGGAAAUCCACCAGACGAUUGCUUUCAGAUAGAAAGCGAGUGAGCAAGCAGACUCCUGGCUCUGGACCGUCAAGUAGCCAAAUAAUUCUCUCAGGCCAAAUUGAAAAAUGUGAGGAUAACAUGCAUACGGCAGUGACAGAUGCUGUCAAAACCAGUGUGAAGGAGCUUAUUGAAGUAGACAUGUUCAAUGAGCAAAGCUCAAGAACUAAUCUACCAAAAGAUUCUGAGUUAAGUCGGGAACAAAUUAAUUCGAGGCAUAAAAAUAAGACAAACAGCAGUCAAAAGAGAAGGAACAGAAGCAGCAUUAAGUCAUGGGACAUGGAUAUCUCGGCACUUUUUGGUGCUGCAGAAUGCUUUCCUGAACACUCUAACAACCUUCCAGAGGACAAGCCUCCAGAUGAUCUUGAUCUAGAAAAAUUAAUGGAUGAAUUGUCCCAGAUUAGCCAGAGUAAGAUGAACUGCUCGAAGCAUGAUGAACUCGGUGAUCUUGAUACACCAUCCAAUCAUGCUGCUAUGUUAGUUGAAGAAAAAAUAGCUGCAGCGAUAAAAACAGUCAUAGAAGAGCGGAUGAGCGGCAGUCCGCACUUCGGGGAACAAGGGAAUAUUUUGUGCUCAAAAGAUUUUGUGGAUGCUCUGCAGACCUUAAGUUUAAACAAAGGUUUAUUCUUGAAAAUACUACAGGAUUCAAAUUCAGCACUGGUCAAGCACAUCCAAAAUUUCGAAGAAGCUCAGAUGGACAAAGGCCGAACUCUCAGUCCUUUGCCUGGAUCCAAUUUAUCGGAGGAGAAGCAUACUAGCUUAAAAUCUGAUGAAUCUAGUGGCCGUAAGCACCGAAAUUUCUUCCGAAGGAGGAGCAAAUCACUGGAUACCUAUCCCUCAGGGGUGGACAAGGACCCUCAGUCUCUAAAUAAGAUUGUAAUUUGGAAGCCUUUGCCAGCAGGUUCACAGAGUCUGCAAACUGGUAUUCCCGCAAACAACUCUUCGUAUGAUAAGAUCCAAAAUGACCGAAAUGCAUCCCAUUUCUCUUUCACGGAAAUUAAAAGAAAGCUAAGGCAUGCAAUGGGGAAGGAUAGGCAGGGAAUUUCUCCUGACAGGCUGAUCCCGAAAUUGCCUUCAAAGCCCCAAGUUGGGAUCAAUGGCAACAAAGGUGCCUCUGGAGAAGCAUUGGCCUGGAGAUCUCCAAAUAGGAACCAUUUCUAUACUGAAAGAUUUGCAGUAUCUUCGCCUAAAAAGGGUGAAGCAGUUGAUAAGGUAAAAGACAAAGGCUCACUUGUGGAAAAUGAACACUGCCAAUAUUCACGACCUGGUGUAUCUAAUAUCUAUAUAGAGGCAAAGAAACAUCUUUCGGAGAUGCUGAAUAAUGGAGAUGAUGUAGAGCCCAUUGCCGGGCUUCUUCCCAAAUCUCUUGGCAGGAUCCUGUCUCUUCCUGAGUAUAAUGGUUCCCCUAGCUGCAGCCCUCGGAGGCGUGACGAUGGAGUCUUUAUUACUGCCCAGAUGAGAUUAUCACCACAAGGCACAUCUAAGAAUAAUGUGGGUGGUCUUUUUCAAGAAAAACUCAAUGACCAUCCAAGCCCGAGAAGGCAAAAUUUGGAGAGCCAACCAUGUGUCCCCAGCAUUGUCUGUCAGGACAAGGAACAGUCUCUCAAAAUGAAUGCUGAUGAUCUGAAGUGUCGUUCAGAACUUCGAUCCUUUACCCAAGAUGCUACGACUCCUGAAGCAUCUGAGAUUGAAGAAAGGACAGAAUCUAAGAUUCAGGAAGAGGAAUCAGUUAAUGGUAUUACCCCUGAGCCUUCCGGUACUUCAUUGGAUGGAGAUUUGCAGAAAGUAGGUGCUAGUGAAGUAGAUAAUGGAGAAAAUGCUUCAGCGACAUUGAAUGAUUCCAUCCCGAGCUUCAAAUUAGAUUUAUAUGGCAAGGAUCAAAUAUCUCCUCCGCAUUCUCCACUAAGCAGUAAAACCGAAGACUCCGACCGUGGAUGUAUCAAAGUGGAGCAACCCAGUCCGAUAUCUAUUCUUGAGCCAUUAUUCACAGAUGAAGAUAUCAGUCCAGCUAGCUCCAUGUCUCGAUCAGGUGGGAAAGAAAUUCAACCACGGCAUAUCAAUUUUGAAGAGCAAUCCUCCACAAGCGAACAGGGGAUUUGUACCAGAAUUUCUCAAGAGGGAGAGGAAUCUGCAUUUGAAUAUGUCGAAGCAGUCCUGCUCGGUUCGGGUUUGAACUGGGAUGAUUUUCUUUCAAGGUGGCUUUCUUCAUACAAGAUCCUUGACUCAUCAUUAUUCGAUGAAGUCGAGCUAUUUUCCAGCAGGCCACGCCAUGAUCAGAAACUCCUCUUCGACAGCGCCAAUGAAUCCUUGAAGGAGGUGUGCGAAUCUUAUUUUGGAUGCUUUACAGGGAUAUCACGUGAUAAACCUAACAACCGACCAGUCCCAAAAGGGAUGGAUCUUAUUCAUGAGAUAUGGCAACGAGUCGAAGGACAUCUAUUUUCACAUCCACAGCCUCCACCCCCUCUGGACCAGCUUGUCAAAAUAGACCUGGCAAACUCUGGAAAAUGGAUGUACCUCCAAUCUGAUAUCGAGCUUAUUGGUUCUGAAAUGGAGGAGACCAUUUUUGAUGAAUUCUUGGACGACUGUGUUAUGAGCUUCAUCGAUGGUGUUUCAGAGCUCGAGCUUUCAGUGUUUCAAACUGAUCCGCAGUCCAACUACAAAGCCAUUGAAGUCACCGUAUUGUGUAGUGCAUAAUUGUCUCAAUUCCAUAGGAGGAACACAACACGACCCGACAAAACACUCCUUUGCGCAGAAGAAGAUGUAUCCAUCCGCCCAUCCAUCGCGUACUGACUACAUCUAUCUGCAAACUAAUUUCCAACCUGACAUCAAUCGGACUAAGGGUGAAGGAAGUUGUCACUUCGAUGUGUUCUUGAGCAAGGAGAGUACAGGAGCAUCUUCUUGCAUAGAGUAUGGAUUGACACGGGGGGGUUUCUCAUACAAUAAUCCAGUCUUGCUUUGAUAGGUUUCAUAAAUAACAGAUCCUUUUGCCUGACUCAAAAGCAUCUGCGUGAGUCUACUCUUCAGGGGAAAGAGUAGAAGACACCAUAAAAGAUCGGUUUUGGUAGGUGGUUUGGUUCCGCAGACGAUGAAGGAAGAUCAAUCAUGUUUGCCUAGAACAUGUUCAGUGUGUGAGUGAAUGCUUGACAUCAUGUUUCUGGUUUGUGAACAAGUGUUCAAUAAUAUCCUAAAUUUAAAUUUCUA
Messenger RNA from Andrographis paniculata, 4115 nucleotides. RefSeq lists its product as uncharacterized. The record is from RefSeq and is a predicted model, not a curated record. The coding region runs from base 792 to 3608 and encodes 938 amino acids. The transcript has 7 exons. Lineage: Eukaryota; Viridiplantae; Streptophyta; Magnoliopsida; Lamiales; Acanthaceae.